AUUUAAUUGAACUGUAUAUUUAUUUUAUCCAUUUCAUUAUAAUAUAAUUUAUCAUAUUUCCAGAUUUUUAGCAUAAGUGACCUUGACCUAGUUCCGUGUAAACCAGAUCACUAUUUCAAAGAUCAUCAAUCAAAGACUGACGACUAACUCCACACACUCUAUUUUUAUUCUAUAUCAACCAUUUUAUAUUAUUGAUUGGUCAUAUAUUAGUGACUGGUGUUCUAUAUUCGACAUAUUUAUUUUAUACUUUCCCUAUACCUAUAUUCGGAUAUCUAAACCGUAAGGUAUUUUCAUGACUGAUUUAUUAUCUAAGUUGGAUUUUAAUUUAUUAAAAACGCCAAUUGCUAACUUUAUUUAUAAUCGGUUUAUUGGUUAUUUAUUUUCACUCCGGAUCUUUCUAGUAAAAUGAAUGCGUACGGCCACAGGCCACCACAAUACACUUAUCCAAAGGAUGAGAUCCAUCACUUUAAUCCGAACACAUACCCUCAAAAUCCGGUCUCUCAUCCAGUAAACUCUAUGGGCGUCUCUAAUAUUAAUUCAAAUUUCCAUCCAAGUUAUAAGUAUGCGUCUAGACACCCUCAUGAGUCAUCUAAGUUCUCUAAUUUUGAUAAAGAAGUCCCAUCCAACCAUGUAGAAUACUCACGUAGUGGAUGGUCUAACGGAAACAUAGCAGAAUCUCCUCCAGAAAAAUACUACUCAGUUAACGUUCCCCCGGCAAACACACACUCCUCAUAUCAAACAGAACUAAAGCCGGAAACAUAUGUGCACAAGAAUUUUAAACCAGAACAUAACACACAAAGUAACUGGGACAAUCCAGUAAAUCAGUAUUCUCAUGUCAGAUUAGCUAUUUUCUUAGAAAACUGUAGCUUGUCGUACGACUUACUCGAGUCGGACCUGAGGGAGCUUUUCUCCUACUACUCAGGAGUUCACUCCCUGUACAUUUCACCAGAUUAUCCAGCAGCAGAACUUGUACUUACAGAUCCAAACGCAUGCAAAGCAGCCUCGGCUGACCUUAACGGUGUGGUGCUCCCAGGCAUCGGAACCCUGAGGUGUGUGGUCAUGGCGACAGGCCAGAGCUUAAACUCCCUCAUGUCAACAGCAAACAUAUACCAGAAUUUUAAUAAGUCAACUAGUUCUAACUCGACUGCGUCUACCGUGGACAACCCUAGCCUGAGAUAUUCAUACAACGAAAUGAAAAAUCCCAACGGACACACUAAAGUGAUUCAUCCAAGACCACUGGUAGUGAAUAAUGUGGAGCACGUUAUUGGAAUAACCAACAGACAGAAUACGAAUCGCCUGUGCCGUUUCGAGCUGAUAGAGCUGUUCUCGUUUGAGCCGGAUUUUGACGUGACGGCACAGAUUUUGGGGCCAAAUAACACUAACAUAGAGUAUAUUAUGAAAAACGCUAAUAACAAGGUGGACAUUAGUAUUAAGGGGAAACCUCUAAACUCUGCGUCGCCCACGGACAGGCUCCAUAUCACAAUCUCAUCCAACGAUUUCUACUCCUACAACAAGGCCAUAUACAUGUCAGAAGAUUUACUGUGUUCAGUGUGUGAAAAGUACGUGGAGUUCGUCAGAGAGAGAGGGAAAAUGGUCUCAAGUCUAGUUGGCUUCUGUCGACAUGAGUACGAAGAAGACUCGUCAGGGAAACUUGACUACAAGGGCUCCAUCGAAAAGCCAAAGACCUGGCUAGACAAUAAUACAAAGCGAUUUAAUAGCCAAAAGUUCAAUCAUUACCGUAACAGCUUUUCUAAAAAAGUAAAUGAUCGCAGCCGACCGAUCCCCCCGAGCCGAAACCCUAACUUGAGAAUUCCAGUAAAUCCCAGAAACAGGGUUUUCAGAAAGUGAUUAGUGUUCAAUUUAAAUAUAUGUGUCCCAAGCUGUGUUAACAUGUAGAUUGUCUAGUUUUACACUUGGAUUGCUGAUUUCCAGACGUGUUCGUUAAAAUGAAGUUAAUUGUACCUGGGAUUAUAAUAUUUAUAUAGUCUGAGGUACCCAAGUGAUUUAAUAUAAAAGAUUAAUCCAUAUUUAACACACGAUUCAUUUCUCAGUGUAUUCCUCUAUAAUUCGGACUGUAAUUUUUGUUUUAAUUGGUGUCAUACACAGAUUUAGUACCCAAUCAUAAGCUUUGACCCUGUCACGCAAUUUCAUUACACCUCACAGGCCUAACUCUUAAUCUCUACCCUAUACACUACUCAAAAUAAAUAUAGCAAGUUCACAAAUCUACAUAUUCUAUUGCGUAUCAACCGUGUAUUAAUAUGGGUGUUUAUUAUAUUAGAUUAGUCUGAGGAGUCUUCGGAGUCUGGGUCGUGGUAGUAGUCACCCAGAAAUAAAAAGUAAGGGUGACUGGGCAUGUAGUUUUUAAGAGCCCAGUUGGUUCCACGCUCCUGAAGAAAGUAUAAAAAUUUUAACUUACACUUCUACGACGCUCCAAGUACCUAGUCACGGGAUUAGUGUUCUCAGCCAGAGCACGCUCCUUCUCUGCGUUUAUCCACUCAAUAGUGUAACGCUUAGGCUUGAUUCCUAAAAAAUAUUUUUAAACAGUUUUAAUCAAUAAAUUGUUAAUCAUAAACUAAUUGACUUGAUAAUUUACUAAUUUGAUCAUUUA
Molecule: messenger RNA, 2608 nt
Organism: Theileria parva strain Muguga
Lineage: Eukaryota; Apicomplexa; Aconoidasida; Piroplasmida; Theileriidae
Exons: 2
Coding region: 406-1848 (480 amino acids)
Molecular function (GO): RNA binding
Source: RefSeq, a predicted model, not a curated record